CAGAUUGCUCAAUAAGGCAAAGGUGGUCGUCUUCAUCAAUGACCAUCAGAAACAGAUCCUACAUGUGAUGACGAAUGAACCGUGCUAAACCAUCGAGAUCAACGUAACUACGAUGCUGAUUCCCAACACUCUAUCACCCGCUAUCAUAAACAAAACAAGAAGAUAUCUAAAAAAUAAAAAUAAAAAAAGACGGGGAAUCGCUCGAGGCUGAGGGUUAGUUCCGUGACCGUGAGUGAGUCGAUGUUAUGUGUCGAUAAAUAAUGUCAGAUGAUGAGUCAGAACCCAAAACCAAGACCCAGAUAACGAAUGGCGUCUCUUCUUUUCCCAGUCUCUGCUAUUAUCAUCUGUAUGCUUUUAGUUUUCCUUUCAGUUUCAGAAACCGCCGCGUCAUCGAAAUAUGAUACGAUCGCUCUCCCCCAGUAUAACCUGCCGACGGCCACGUUUUCCGUCACCGAUUUUGGUGCCGCUGGCGACGGUAAGAGAUAUGAUACGUCGCACAUACAAGCCGCUGUUGACGCCUGCGCAGACGCAGGAGGCGGACGAGUCAGGUUUCCGCCGGGAGAUUACCUGACGGCCACGAUCUUCUUGAGAUCGGGGGUGGUGUUGGAAAUCGAAAAGGGAGCUCGGGUGUUGGGAGGGGCGCGACUGGGGGACUAUCCAUUGGAGUCUUGGAGAUGGUACGUGGUGUUGGCGGAGAACGCGACGGACGUCGGAAUCACCGGCGGGGGAGUGAUCGACGGCCAGGGAAUGAAGUUUGUCCAACAGAUCAACGAUCGAAAGAACAUCAUGGUCAGCUGGAAUACCACGGGUGCUUGUUAUGGCGACGAGUGCCGGCCGAGACUCGUCGGAUUUCUGGGUUGCCAGAAUGUCAGAGUUUGGAAUAUCAGAUUGAUGGAGCCCGCUUAUUGGUGUUUGCACAUAGUCAGAUGCCAGAAGACAUCAAUUCAUGAUGUGUCUAUUUAUGGAGAUUUUGAUACCCCAAAUAAUGAUGGGAUAGAUAUAGAAGAUUCAAAUAAUACUGUGAUCACAAGAUGCCAUAUUGACACUGGAGAUGAUGCCAUUUGUCCUAAGACAUACACUGGCCCUAUCUAUAACUUAACAGCCACAAACUGUUGGAUUCGAACUAAAUCUUCUGCAAUCAAGCUUGGUAGUGCGAGUUCCUUUGCUUUUAAGAAUCUGCUGUUUGAUAAUAUCACCAUUGUGGAUUCUCACAGAGGAAUAGGUUUCCAGAUUCGAGAUGGAGGAAAUGUGAGUGGUAUCACCUUCUCAAAUAUAAAAAUCAGCACAAGGUACUAUGACCCAUCAUGGUGGGGGAGAGCAGAGCCCAUCUAUGUGACCAGCUGUCCACGCGACUCAAACGCAGCAGAGGGGUCUAUUUCUGAUGUGCUCUUUGUUAACAUAUCUGCUGUUUCCGAAAAUGGGAUUUUCUUAUCUGGUUCUAAACAAGGCCUUCUAAGCAACUUGAAAUUCAUCAAUGUGAAUGUUACCUACAGAAGAUGGACAGAUUUCCCCGCUGGAUUGGUUGAUUACCGGCCAGGAUGCCAAGGUCUUGUUAAUCACAGCAUGGCCGGGAUUAUGAUGGAGCACAUUGAUGGUUUGGUGAUAGAGAAUAUGAACAUGAGAUGGUUUGAGAAUGAGUACAAACAUUGGGAUAACCCUUUGGAUUUGAGGCCUUCAACUGUACAUAACAUUUCUUUGUUUAAUUUCCAGUUGGAUCGGUAUCAACAGUAGACAGGAGCAUAAAAUCCCUGUUUCCUCCAUUAUUUUGAUCUAAAUAAUGUGGCAGAGAAGAUUUACUAUCAACAAAAAUGUUUUUGUUUUCUUAUGAACUGAAUGUCACAGUAAGCCCUAAACAAACUAGUGAUUCUGGUGGAAGGGAAUUUGAUUAUUUGUUAGACAAUAUUUGUUUUAAAUGUACUUGUUGUAAAAUUACUUCGUUGUAUAAUCUUUUAUAGCAGACAUUAUUACCUUUUCUCUUACAA
Messenger RNA from Nelumbo nucifera (sacred lotus), 1982 nucleotides. Its product is annotated as Pectin lyase-like superfamily protein. Gene Ontology annotation, biological process: carbohydrate metabolic process. The record is from RefSeq and is a predicted model, not a curated record. Gene Ontology annotation, molecular function: polygalacturonase activity. NCBI's taxonomy places the organism in Eukaryota, Viridiplantae, Streptophyta, Magnoliopsida, Proteales, Nelumbonaceae.